UGCAGAGAAACAGAAACGACCCAAACAGAAAACAAGAUGGCAUCACACCCAGGAGGAGGCGAUCAAGGGAAUUCCGGAGAUCAGAUACUGGAAGUCGGAACUAUUUUGUUACAGGAUUUCAUCUAUGAGCGAGUCCAGAGGCAAGAAGCUGGCAAUAAUAUAGUGUUGAGAGAACAGCUUGGUGGAAGCCAGCUGACUGACCCAAAACAUAAGAAGCUUGCUCAGCACCUGCAUCAGAUUCACGAUGAGUUGGAUGGAAAUGUAGCGCUCCAAAGAAUGAUAAAUGACUCUUCACUUUGUCCCACAAGAGAGGUUUUUAUGAGAGUGGCCUAUGAGAUCUUUUCAGAUGGAAUAUUUAACUGGGGCAGAGUGGUUGCCCUGUUCUACUUUGCAUGCCGACUCGUUAUCAAAGCUCUUGUAACUCAGAUUCCUGAUAUUAUCAGAACCAUUAUCAGUUGGACCAUAGACUAUCUCCGCGAACAUGUGAUCAACUGGAUCAGGGAGCAAGGUGGCUGGGAGGGUAUUCGCUCCUACUUCGGCACACCCACAUGGCAGACGGUCGGGGUUUUCUUGGCAGGAUUUCUUACCGCUGUUCUUGUCAUGCGCAAGAUGUGAGGGAAGCAUGAAGAGCAGAGAGGAGAAAGACAGCAAGAUUUGGAGUUAAGGGAAAUGGGCACAAGGGGAAGAAGAAUGCAGAAAGAAACACACUGACUCAAAUUAAUUGUUCUUCAUUUCUGCCUCUUAUUCAUGUGUAAGAAUUGGGAGUUGGACUAAUAGCGCUGUUGCACUCAAGAUGCCUAUGCCACUGGGGAAGUGAGCUGUGCAGGAUUACGUGCACAAAAUUGAAGGAUGGAGAGCUUGUCAAAACUUGAACAAGGAAUGCAUUUUAAUUUAUUUAUUUUUUUACUUUGUACACAAGUCACUACAUUCUGUUUACUAUCUGAAAUGAUAUUGUGAGAAAUAUUGUUUUUUUUUUUCUUGGUUUUUUAGUUGUUUUUUUUUAGUUUGUCCACAGAAAUUGCCUUUCUGCUCUUCCCACUCUCUCCAUCCAUUUUACAUCUGUAUGCUAGCCAAUCCACAUUCUCAUGUAUAUGUUCUGCUGGCACUGAACGUGUAAGAGGGUGGUCAUAUUCCAUGGAGUUAAAGAGAUAUUUUUGCGGAAAUAUUUAGAAAACGGUAUAUAUUAAGAGAACUCUGAUAAACGUUUGGGUUUAAUUAAACCCCAGUUCAUUUCUCUUCUUCCAAUAGAUGUGACACCCAAUUCUUCUGUAUAAAGUUAUGUUUAUCAUGAAUCAUGAAAUCGUUGGAAAAAAACGUCUGAAAAGAUAGUAAAAGAACUGCAAUCUUGUGUAAUAUACAAUCAAGGUGUUUGGGGGCAUUUUGACCAGCAUUCUGACCUUAACGUGACACUCAAUAAUUCUGUUACUUCUCGGUGUUCUUUUGGUCUACUAAAAGUUUGACGCUGCAGACACAGAAAGCAAUGGAUUGCUCACAUAUUCUUACCUCACUUUACACAUAUUCAAAGUACUGUAUUUUGUACGUGAGUUAUUCAAACUGCAACUUUGUCUAUACAGCAAAAGGCUUUUUAUACAUUCUUCUUGUUUGUCAGUGCCUUGGUGGUUUUUCUUUCCUUUUUUAACUGAAAUCAUUUUGAUAUUCUCAAGUUUUCACCUUUUCUAUAUCAUAUUUCCUUCAAGUCUCCCUUGAAAUCUUUUUGCAGUGACUUUGUAUGCUGUAAUAUUAAAAAUAAAUCUUUUAACUCUUAAC
Messenger RNA from Oreochromis niloticus (Nile tilapia), 1767 nucleotides. Its product is annotated as apoptosis regulator BAX. The record is from RefSeq and is a predicted model, not a curated record. Gene Ontology annotation, biological process: extrinsic apoptotic signaling pathway in absence of ligand; release of cytochrome c from mitochondria; regulation of apoptotic process. The transcript has 6 exons. The coding region runs from base 37 to 615 and encodes 192 amino acids. Gene Ontology annotation, molecular function: BH domain binding; channel activity. Lineage: Eukaryota; Metazoa; Chordata; Actinopteri; Cichliformes; Cichlidae. Gene Ontology annotation, cellular component: mitochondrial outer membrane.